Messenger RNA from Trichechus manatus latirostris (Florida manatee), 1289 nucleotides. It is a transcript of the gene MAB21L3, whose product is annotated as mab-21 like 3. The transcript is spliced from 6 exons. Bases 198 to 1289 code for a protein of 363 amino acids. Lineage: Eukaryota; Metazoa; Chordata; Mammalia; Sirenia; Trichechidae. The record is from RefSeq and is a predicted model, not a curated record.
GAUGGGGGUCUCACAAUUCGGAAAUGAGAACUUGAGUGAAGAGUUGAGAAGGCAAGUCUCUGCUCCAUGUCCACAUUUCCAGAGAAGCUUCACACACACAGACUGACCGUGCUUGGGCAGACUACCCACCAGCUUGGUCCUCCCACUGAGAGGCAAAUCAGGAAGUUGUUGCUGUACCCAGAACUAGGUGAGAAGCCAUGAAAUCCCUGACUGUGGGAAACUUAGAAGAUUGUCUACUGAGAAAGGUAGACUUGAGGCGCCAGCUGAUUUCCCAGACUAUGGAGGAGAUACAGAAAGUCGUCCACUGUUUGACCACAGAAAUCAGCCACCAAGACAUUAGAUUUCAAGCUGUCCCUUACUCUGACGCUUACAAUGGGAACAUUAAGGUUUUGACCCCCAGCCACUUUCUUGUCACAGUUCCAAUGAAAGGCCUGGCUGGGUACAGGGAGGCCAAGGAACGGCACUGGCGGUACUACACUCUGCAGGGGGCCAGGCUCCGCACCCCUGUGCGGAGCCCAGAGGACCUCCAGCAGUGGCUGGAGGUGAAGCAGUUUAUGAAGAACCUAUGGCAGUGGCAUGAGGCAGAUGUGAAUAUCGAGGGCGACAUCGUGCCUGCCAAGGUCCUCCAGGUGUUCCAGAAGCUGGUAGAAAAUGCAGUUAGAACCUGUCACUUCUCGGGUAAAGUCAGCAUGUUAGAGAGAUACGGCUCUGUGAUUUGGGUUGCCAUGGAAACAUCCGCAUGUCAGGUGGAACUAGAGCUGGUCCCUGCAGUGGAGAUCCCCACCGCCUGGUCUGCGAAAGCCCGGUGGCCCCGAUGUCUGAAGCGCUGGCCUUCCCCGGAGAGAGUGGAGUGCAUCAAGUCAUUUGGGUUUGACUUGUUGGCCCGUUCAAAUUAUCACUGGCAGCUGAGCUUCUGCCGGGCAGAGCAAGUGAUGCUGGAGCUGCUGGAUGAGGAUGGAGGCUGCCGCAGGAAGUGCUUCCAGGUCCUGCGGCAGAUGAAGGAGGAUGUCUGGUGUCCAGGGAAGAGGCCGGUUCUCACAUCCCACCACCUGCAGACAGUGCUCUUUUGGACUUGUGAGAAAUAUCCCCAUUCCAAGGACUGGCAGGUUUUCAGCAAAUCAUUCCUGCGCCUGGUACAGAAACUGCACAAGUGCGUGAGCCAGCACUUUCUGAAACACUAUUUCGUGCGCAAGAGCAACCUCCUUCGGUAUGCCAAUUCGGUUGAACUGGAUGCCGUGGCCCAAAAACUGGUCGCCUUCCUGAAGAACCCCCAGAUCAGCCUGCCCUGA